This is a messenger RNA of Lytechinus pictus (painted urchin), 2192 nucleotides long. Its product is annotated as enoyl-CoA hydratase, mitochondrial-like. The transcript is spliced from 7 exons. The record is from RefSeq and is a predicted model, not a curated record. Gene Ontology annotation, biological process: fatty acid beta-oxidation. Gene Ontology annotation, molecular function: enoyl-CoA hydratase activity. Bases 121 to 1008 code for a protein of 295 amino acids. Lineage: Eukaryota; Metazoa; Echinodermata; Echinoidea; Temnopleuroida; Toxopneustidae. Gene Ontology annotation, cellular component: mitochondrion.
ACUUCCGGGCACAGACCUCGGUUCACGUAACGUAAACCUUGCACAUGUAUGCGUACCGUAGAGCUGAGUCAGUCGAACAUCGAGAGGACAGAGCCGUAAUUUGCACCAAAAAACGAAAUAAUGUCUGCGUUUCGUCAAGUUAUUACUUCUGCAAGCAGGAAUUUCCUGGUAUCCACCGCCAGGAAUGCUCUGACUGUCCCUUCCAUGACAAGAUGUCUUGCAACAGGAGCCUAUGAGAACAUCAUUGUGGAUCACGUUGGUGAGAAUAAGAAUGUUGGGUUGAUCAAGUUGAACCGACCCAAGGCUCUGAAUGCUCUUAAAGAUGAUCUGAUGAAGGAAGUGGCACAGGCUCUGGAUGUCUUCGAGGAAGAUGCCAGCGUAGGGGCCAUCGUGUUGACAGGAAGUGAGAAAGCGUUUGCUGCUGGAGCCGAUAUCAAGGAGAUGUCUUCUAAGACCUUCCAGCAGACGAUUGGAGGUAACUUCUUAGAAUCCUGGAGCAGACUUUCAAAAGCCAAGAAGCCAACAAUUGCAGCUGUCCAUGGUUUUGCGCUUGGUGGAGGAUGCGAGGUUGCAAUGAUGUGCGACAUCAUCUACGCAGGAGAGAAGGCAUCGUUUGGUCAACCAGAAAUUCUCCUUGGUCUCAUUCCCGGUGCUGGUGGAACCCAGAGGUUACCCAGGGCUGUAGGGAAGUCCCUGGCUAUGGAGAUGGUUCUUAGUGGUGACAGAAUAAACGCUCAACAAGCUUUACAAGCAGGUCUGGUUAGCAAGAUCUACCCUACCGAAGAGCUCUUGGAUAAGGCCAUUGCUUUGGGCGAGAAGAUCAGCAAGAAUUCUAAACUCAUCAACUCUCUAUGUAAAGAGGCUGUCAACACAAGCUAUGAACUAACCCUCAAUGAAGGCAUGCACUUUGAGAAGAGGCUCUUCCAUGCAUGCUUUGGAACGGAGGAUGCGAGGGAAGGAAUGGGUGCAUUCGUAGAAAAGAGACCAGCCAACUUCAAGGACAACUGAUCCAUCCAUUUAUCUUUAAAUUCUGCUGUGGUGUUGCCUACUCUCGUCAUAUCAGUACGUGUCGUCAAUCCCAAAGUUUGUUCAUGCAUACUUCUAUGAAGUGCGAAAGUCUAACUUACAAAUAUCAGACUAUGGUGGAGGUACUACUGAGACAUGGGUGCUGUAACACAAAGGUUAGCAAUUGAUCGUACGCUUGAUAUUCACGAUUGAUUGUACAUUGUAGUCUAUGCAAUCAAUCGUAAAAAAAGUAUUUUACAAUGAUUGCUAUGCUUUGUGUUAUGUGCCCAAGGUCUUGACACCAGGGGAGUGUUACAUGAAGUAAAUAUUCAGUGGUUUUCACUGUAAAUUGAGCUUAGCCAAUCAGGUGCAAGUAUUUCAGUAGCUUUUAACAGUUUUUCAGUGAAAGUCACCAUUACUUUCAUGAAAUGCAUCCCUAUGGAUGAAAGAGGGAUAUGUGGCAUGAAUACCUCUGCAGUUCCAGGAUGCACAAAUACUAUUUUUCUUUUUGUGAUGCUGAAUUUUUCAAUUGAGCAUGAAAUCAAGCACAGAUAAUGUGAUUUAUGAAAAAUUGGAAUUGAUCUGGGUUCAUGGUUUUACUUUCAAGAUUCUGGUAUUAAGUUUAAGGUAUCUUGUCCUCUCGUCAAGGGACUCCUCUUGUGUGCUAAGCAUCAUUAAUUUUUUUUCUUAUAAAGUUGGUCAUCUUUGGUCUAAAAUCACUGGAAUCAUAUUGUCUAAUUAUUUCUAGCACAUUGAUUACAUUUGCAUUCAAAGUUAUAAUUCAUAAGUUUCUUUUCUUAUCACAUGAAUUCCGGUUAUAAGGCUUUUAAAAAUAUAUAUUUUCUUAUCUUUUCCAAUUACCAUGUGCCAUUUAAAAUAAAGAGAUAUUUAUGUUUUAUACAAGAGAUGUUCUAUUUGCAAUAAGAAAGGGUUCCUUAUUCUGUAAAAUCUGUAUGAAUGUAUUCACAUCAUUAUUAGUGACUUCUAACAUAAAAGGUGAUGACCAAACAAAAAAUGUUUGAUCUCUACAGUGUGACCAAAAGAAAGAAGCAAACACACAAAGUUAGAGAAUAAAUGCAGAAGUCAAAAGUUUAUUGCUGUAAAUUUGAUUCAAGGCUAUAUAACAAUCAAGGUGAAAUAUAUUGUACUACGAUCAUUGAUUAAAUCUGAAAUUAAAUUUCAUCACA